AUGAACACACUUCUUUCUCGUUUAAACACUAUAUUUGCGUUUACUUUAACAGUACUCGCCGCUCUGAUAUUCCUUUGUUUCCUAAGGACGCUUUUUAAAAUUCAUCAAGCCCCACUUCACUUACAGACGAAGAAAGUUUUAGUUAAAAAUGUUCAAGACUUCAGUGUUUCUAAGGACAAGAAUGACUUGGGAUUCAUAACGUUUGACCUUGAAGGAGAUAUGAAAGGUAUCUUCAACUGGAAUGUAAAACAGUUAUUCCUGUAUUUAACAGCGGAGUACACUACAAAGAAAAACAUAAAAGAAGAUUCAUGCAUAGCUGAGCUUAAGGACAAAGUUGCCGCAGCACUAACGAAUAAUGAAGAACUGGAGAAAGUGGUUUCAAAACUUAAAGAGAAAGUUGUGGAUCUUGAGCGGAAAUACGAGAAGUGUGAGGAGCGGUUGCUUUCCUUUAAAAACAUCGCCUCAAAUGACUCACUAGUAGCAUUUUACACCGGCUUUCCAAACUACCAAACAAUGAUGGCCCUGUACGAUUUUUUGGGUCCUGGUGAGCAGGGUGAGAACAUCAACUAUUGGCUGUCUGGAAAAGGUUUUGAUAGCACCCCCAAGUCUGUGAAAAAGGAAGACCACGGAUCUUAA
Molecule: messenger RNA, 636 nt
Organism: Stylophora pistillata
Lineage: Eukaryota; Metazoa; Cnidaria; Anthozoa; Scleractinia; Pocilloporidae
Source: RefSeq, a predicted model, not a curated record